AUGAAGUUCCUGUGGGCCUCUCCGCUCGCGAUAGGGGUUGCUGCAGCGCAAGCUGCCGCGUGGGCACAGUGCGGUGGCACAGGGUAUACUGGCGCCACCACUUGCACCUCUGGCUACUCGUGCGUCUUUGUCAAUGCGUGGUACUCUCAGUGCCAGCCGGGUGGUGGCAGUGGAUCGGGAACGACCUUGACAACGACCACAUCCAGGGCAUCUUCCACUGCCACCUCCACUCAGUCUUCUGGCUCCAGUCCUACGCUGAGCCCUGGAGUGGCUCGCUAUCUUGGUCGCGUCAACCCGGCAACUAAGGAACUGACAUGGCCUGGAACUGGUGUGGCCUUUACGUUUACUGGGAAAUCCGCCAGCAUAGGCCUGUCCUCAGUCACCGGCGACAACAGCGUUGACUUGAUAGUCGAUGGCGGUGCUCCCGUCGUCAUCUCCAAUUUGACCGGAAAUUCAAUUUCCACGCCUGCUGGACUGAGUCAAGGAACUCAUACGGUCGAGAUCCGGAAACGUUCAGAGGCUUACUUUGGUUCAAUCGUGAUUGGCGAGAUUACGACGGAUGGAAAGUUCGGAGUGAAUCCCGUCCCUGCCAAGAAGAUCGAAAUCAUCGGCGACUCCAUCACCGUUGGGUAUGGUCUCGAUGGCGUCAAUCCGUGUCCCAACACGGCAGCGGUCGAAGAUAAUCCCAAGACCUAUGAGGCUGUCGCGGCGAACUCACUGGGAGCCGACUACCGCGUCGUGGCCUGGAGUGGCAAGGGACUGGUGCGGAACAUUGCGACUGGCACAACCGAUACAAGCCCUCUGAUGCCCGAGCUCUACACUCGCUAUGGCGCCAAUGAUGCCGACAACAGCUACCCCUUCUCGUCGGACUGGACGCCGGAUGCUGUGGUCAUCAAUCUCGGCACGAAUGAUUUCAGUUAUCUGGCGUAUGAUGCCUCGGGGCAGUCGUACAAGGCACGCUCCCCGAUCAACGCGACCACCUUUACCGACGGAAUGGUCGACUUUGUCCGCAGUAUUCAGACGCACUAUCCUCGCGCCAAGUUCUUCCUGCUCACUUCUCCCAUGUUGAGUGACUACUUCCCCACGGCUGCAGACGCGCAGCAUACCACGCAGAAGACGGCGCUUCAGUCUGCAAUUUCGCAGCUCGGAUCCAAUGCCUACCUGGUCGAUUGGCCCACACAGGGUUCGGAUGUCGGUUGUGACUAUCACCCCAACGCUUCCACUCACGCUGCAGGGGCAGCCAUCCUUGUCUCUGCGAUCCGCUCCGCUCUGGGGUGGUGA
This is a messenger RNA of Penicillium oxalicum, 1281 nucleotides long. RefSeq lists its product as uncharacterized. Bases 1 to 1281 code for a protein of 426 amino acids. Gene Ontology annotation, biological process: carbohydrate metabolic process. Gene Ontology annotation, cellular component: extracellular region. The transcript has a single exon. The record is from RefSeq and is a predicted model, not a curated record. Gene Ontology annotation, molecular function: carboxylic ester hydrolase activity; cellulose binding. NCBI's taxonomy places the organism in Eukaryota, Fungi, Ascomycota, Eurotiomycetes, Eurotiales, Aspergillaceae.